Molecule: messenger RNA, 5136 nt
Organism: Seriola aureovittata
Lineage: Eukaryota; Metazoa; Chordata; Actinopteri; Carangiformes; Carangidae
Gene: fzd4
Product: frizzled class receptor 4
Exons: 6
Coding region: 616-2217 (533 amino acids)
Biological process (GO): canonical Wnt signaling pathway; non-canonical Wnt signaling pathway; retina vasculature morphogenesis in camera-type eye
Cellular component (GO): plasma membrane
Molecular function (GO): Wnt-protein binding; Wnt receptor activity
Source: RefSeq, a predicted model, not a curated record
AGAUGGAAAAUAAAAGCUGUAGCAAAGGAGAGGGGAGGAGGGGGGGAGCGGGCAGGGGAUGAGGUUCGCUCUUCUAUUUUUCCCUUGGAUCCCGCCCUCCUGGUCAGGGGUUGGUCAGGGAAACCCAACUCCCGCGCAUGGAUUGGUCGGCUCUCCUCUGGACGGGCAAAAUAGUCUCCUCACAGACACAAUAAAGUUUAGUGCUGGACGCUUGCAGGCAGUACAGGCGCAAAACCAGACCGCGGUGUCUCGUCGCUGCGCUGCGCUCCUCCACACGGAGCUACUAACGGGAAACAACGCAUGGAGGACUGGGGGAUUUAUUCAAAUAUACUUUUUAAUUGCAGAUGCACGUGCUAUUUUAAUUAAAAACACGCGCUUUUGUUUACGCGUAGAUCCCGCAACGAUUCACUAUUCCUUUCUGGAUAUUUUAAUCUAUUGAAUGGCUCUGAGUGGGAUACUGUAGCCUCCAGAACGCACGGACUACACGCGCCCCCCUCCUGUUGGACUAUAAACACGCGCCGGCGUUUCCAGGGCGACCCGACCUAACUUUGUGUUUGAGGAAAUAUUAACUGUGCCAGCAUUCACAGAGGGCAACCGCUCAGUGUCGCGGUGACCAUGCCCGGGAUGAUGGUGUCGCUCACCGGCGCAGCCUUCCUCCUCUUGUCCGGGCUGGUCGGUCCGCUCUGCCUGGUGCGGGCUUUCGGCGAUGAGGUGGAGGAGAUGACCUGCGACCCGAUCAGGAUCAGCAUGUGCCAGGGUCUCGGAUACAACGUCACCAAGAUGCCCAAUCUGGUCGGCAACGUGCUGCAGUCGGACGCCGAGCUGCAACUGACCACGUUCACACCGCUCAUACAGUACGGCUGCUCCAGUCAGCUCAAGUUCUUCCUGUGCUCAGUGUACGUGCCGAUGUGCACGGACAAGGUGCCCAUCCCCAUUGGCCCAUGUGGUAGCAUGUGUCUGUCUGUCAAGAGAAAAUGCCUCCCAGUGCUCCAUGAGUUUGGCUUCAUAUGGCCUGAGGUGCUCAACUGCAGCCUCUUUCCGCCUCAAAAUGACCACAACCACAUGUGUAUGGAGGGUCCAGGCGAUGAGGACCCACCCUACCAGCCAGUCCGCCAUCCUCCCCACCAGGAGGAGUGUCAGGCCCUGGGAUCUGCACCUGACCAGUAUACCUGGCUGAAACAGACUGAAAGCUGUACUCUGCAGUGUGGCUACGACAGCGGGCUCUACCGACGAGGGGCCAAAGUCUUCACAGACGCAUGGAUGGCGGUGUGGGCCGUGCUAUGCUUCCUGUCGACCACUCUGACGGUCUUGACCUUUCUAUUGGAUUCACAGCGUUUUUCCUACCCUGAGCGGCCCAUCAUCUUCCUGUCUAUGUGCUGUAAUCUGUACAGUGUGGCAUACCUGGUAAGGUUGACUCUGGGGAGGGAGCGUGUUUCCUGUGACCUGGAUGCCACAGCUGUUCCAAUUCUAGUGCAGGAAGGGUUAAAGAGCACUGGCUGUGCCAUAGUCUUCCUCCUCCUCUAUUUCUUUGGCAUGGCCUCCUCACUAUGGUGGGUGAUCCUGACGCUCACCUGGUUCUUGGCUGCUGGACUGAAGUGGGGCCAUGAGGCUAUUGAGAUGCACAGCUCCUACUUCCACAUAGCAGCCUGGGCCAUCCCAGCAGUUAAAACCAUAGUCAUCCUCAUAAUGAGACUGGUGGAUGCAGAUGACCUGACUGGACUCUGCUAUGUUGGCAACCAGCAGCAGGAAGCACUCACAGGCUUUGUGGUGGCUCCACUGGCUUCAUACCUUCUCAUAGGCACCCUGUUCAUCUGCGCCGGCCUGGUGGCUCUUUUCAAGAUCCGUUCCAACCUGCAGAAGGACGGUGCCAAAACAGACAAGCUGGAGCGUUUAAUGGUGAAGAUUGGAGUGUUUUCUGUUCUCUACACUGUCCCAGCGUCCACGGUCAUUGGCUGUUACCUCUACCAGCUGUCUCACUGGGGGGAGUUUAAGGCCAGCACCAGGGACUCGUACGUGGCAUCAGAGAUGCUUCGAAUCUUCAUGUCACUGCUUGUAGGGAUCACAUCAGGCAUGUGGAUCUGGUCGGCGAAAACCCUCCAUACCUGGCAACGCUGCUCUGCCCGCCUGCUCAGAGACAGCAGGGCGAGCCGAGGGGGCAAGAGGGCACCAGGGGAGGGCUGGAUCAAACCGGGGAAGGGCAAUGAGACAGUUGUGUGAGGAGGAAUAAAAAGGGAGCAGACAGGAAUGGACUUCUACCUGCUUCUCUCACACUUAACAGAAACUCACUCUGCCUAACGACGGAUGGCGAGGAAAGAGAAUCAAGAGGUGAGAGGGGGAUGAAUAAUGUGACACAGAAGCGGAGCAGGAGGUUCUCAAAGAAGCCACAGGAUGUAAUGGCAUCAAGAGAAGAUUGCCGAGAGUCCAUGAGCAUGCGUCACCCCUCUAACUGACUCUGAGCCUCUAAAAAGGGGUUAAGAAGGAGACAAGAGGAGGACUGAGUCAUAAAGAAGUAGCAACACUAGCAUCUCUACCUCUUUUAGACUACCUUUGCCCAGAGAUAGAGAAAACAAAAAAAAAAAAAAUGAAGGAGAAAGAGAGACGGAAAAGGCAGAACAGAAGCAUCGAUAUGCAGACCAGACACACCGAUAAGCUGUGUAGCACCAUGUCUACCUCUCUGUCUCUCCUUUCUCCAGAGCCCUCAGCAGAUGAGACUGAAUCUGCUGGAUACAGUGAACCCUUAUGCCGUUGUGUGUUUUUAGGGUCUUUUUGAAGUUUUUAAUUUUACACUGGAGGGUCCUGGUGCAGAUAUUAUACAGAUGUAGGCUGAAGUUUCCCAAAAGCAUCUGACACCUUGAGAGCCCCUUUCACAUGCUAAAAUGAAAGGACAAUGAAAUACCAGACCAAAAGUAAUGAAAUGAAUGAAAUGCAGUGAGUUUACAUUUGAACAUUAUUCUGCAUUUUUUGUAAAUUAUAGUUUUUUGUACAAUUAAAAAAGGUAUUAUAGCUUUUUGGGAAACCAGCACUAAGCUGUAAUGAUGCACUAUAGUUAUAUACAAUAUGUGAAGUGUCUAUACUUGUCACAAGUGGCAGUGGUGGGACUCAUAACAGAUCAUUACAAAGUAUAUUAAUAUGCACAGAGCCAUUAACAGGGAGGGUCUGGUCAGUUUUCAUUAUCUACACAGAAAUGAUGACCAAUGUGGUUUAUUGUUCAAAUGUGUAAAAAACAAUUCACGAUCCCUUUUCUUACAAAUAUUAUGAAGGGCAACGGCAGAUAGAGAAUUUUUUUAUUUUUUUUAUUUUUAUCUGUCUUGUACAUUAAGGUAAAGUCUAUGGUAGAUAUGAAGUCAUACCGCCAUGAAUCAUGGGAGUAGCCCAGCUGUGCCUUUUAUUGACCCAUAAAUGUGGAAGCUGUAAGGCGCCUGGGAAAUGUAGGCCUGUGUGUUUUACCUCAGCAGUCUAUGAGAAGCUCAGCUAACGUCCAGUGAUGUGUGCAGUCUUCCUGGAAACCGUGCACUGUAUACGUUACCAUGAAAUCCAGGAAAUUAAAUUAUUCCCUCUGCCCUCUUUUCCAAACAUCAGACCUGAGGCAGGUUAAAGAAUUAGAUGUUAUUAGACAAUCAUUUGCCAAAAGACACAUUAUGCAGUAACACAGAGCUGUCACAGACACAAGCAUGUGCAGGUACACACACACACACACACACACACACACACACACACACACACACACACACACACUUUCCCACGAAUCUCAUCCAUCAGCUAAUCUAUCACCGAUUUAAGAUCACUAUGAAAAGAAGAAACAGCAAUAAUAACAGAGUGUAGCUGUCAAAACUUUGGCUGUCUGCUUUCCUUCUCAGUCUGUGUCCAUGUAUUGCCUAUUUUUCAAUCACAUAAGCACAAUGUAAUUGGCACUAUUAAUAGGCGUGUCUGUUCUGCCUGCACAUCUGUAUGUCUGAGAGUCUGUUGCUCUCGUUGGCCCACUACCUGCCGGUUCCUCUUUAACCUCGUCUACAUGGCUCAUUUCCCAGACAAUCAAGUCAUCCCUGGAAAAGAUUAUUGUGCAUUACAUUUCAGAAUUUCAUGGAUGAUAGAGAUGAGAUUUUGAUUAAUUGUCUCUAGCGGCACAUUUUGUUGAUAAUAGGCCUUUUCCACCAGGUUAAUCUUGCAGUUUCUCAAUAACUGAGUUUUAAUUACAAUAAGUUGACUCCUUAUGUCUUACCGCUGCAUUCACCAAAUUCCCCAACUGCUCCUGUGUACCGUAUAUUUGCCUGACAAUCUAUCAAGCAAAGCUCUUGUAUUUCAGUGAGUCUUUGAAUGUAUAAUACGUGGGCUGUGUGUCACAUUACGCCUUGUACAGCUGACGAAGAAAAUGUGGUUCUGGGUAAUUUUAAUGUAUAAGGGCUUGAAUAAUUUGGAGCUUUGCCCUCCUGUGUCUCAUACGAAACCAGUUAGUGCCUCACACAGCCUGUCGAAGGUAUUUUUUAGCAAAAUAUUUAGAAUGGGACAGAAAAUUAUUUUUUCCCACAUGUUAAAUGUAACAUCACCCUUAUUGCAUUCAAAGAUACUUUUUGGUGGUUCUGGUGAAACCGAGAACCCUGAAAAACCAGUGUUUCUCAAACCAGCAUACCUUGGCACGCUCAUGAAAUUUCCAAAGUCAAACAAACAUUACAUUGAGUUAAAGUGAAUUAAAUUAACCUCUGACCACCUCCCCUCUGAGCUAAUGCAGUUUCUCCCUUAAACUGUCUUAAUGUUUUGGCAGUCUGCUCUCAUAUGAUCACACUGAGGUUCAGGUGACAUUUCCAAACAAUCACUGAAUAGUUGUGCCUUGAAACACUGUGUAUGUGCCACAGCCUGAUGAAGAUCGAGAACCACUGGUAAUAGAGAUUUGUAAAUGCUUUUUGAGAAGCCCAGAAUCAGUGUUGGCGUCAGUUCACCGACACUGAUCGUAGCCUUUAAGGUCUAGACUGUUCGUUUGUGUAGAAAAACUCAGUGUCUUGAUGAAGUCAUCAAUGUAUUAUAAAGAAAUUGCUAAUUUAUCCUUGUAAAAAAGUGACAAAAAAUUGUAAAACUUGUUUGUUAUUUAAAAAACACUUUUGUAUCAGAAGAAGAUGAAUAAAAACUUUUUGGUUUCCAAUA